Monodelphis domestica (gray short-tailed opossum) is the source of this 3242-nucleotide messenger RNA. RefSeq names its product solute carrier family 6 member 18 (gene SLC6A18). Gene Ontology annotation, cellular component: plasma membrane. Gene Ontology annotation, biological process: sodium ion transmembrane transport; amino acid transport; nitrogen compound transport. The record is from RefSeq and is a predicted model, not a curated record. Lineage: Eukaryota; Metazoa; Chordata; Mammalia; Didelphimorphia; Didelphidae.
GAAAUUCAACAGGGAGUGCAUCUGGUAGUUACUUCAGUGGCUCUAUUAUCUGCUGUCCCAUCUGUUCCUCUGGACAAGCUGGUCCCUAGUGGAGAGCCCCACCUCCACCUCCGGUCAGGAUAGUUCAAUGCAAAAGCAGGCUCACACCCCAGACCCUCCUCAGUGACAAUGUCCAGCAUUCUUGCAGCAGAUACCCUUCCAGGGGAUCCUAAGGAAGAUGAAAGACCUAAAUGGGACAAUAAAUUCCAGUACAUCUUAAGCUGUGUUGGAUUUGCUGUAGGGUUAGGAAAUAUAUGGAGAUUUCCAUACUUGUGUCAGACUUAUGGAGGAGGAGCAUUCCUAAUUCCAUACUUUAUUGCCCUGAUCUUUGAAGGAAUCCCCCUGUUUCAUAUUGAACUCGCCAUUGGUCAGCGCUUAAGGACGGGUAGCAUUGGGGUGUGGAGCACCAUCUCACCAUACCUUAAAGGAGUAGGCAUUGGAUGUUUAUUUGUAUCUUUCCUGGUGAGCUUGUAUUACAACACCAUUUUAAUGUGGGUGAUGUGGUAUUUUCUGAAUUCUUUCCAAAGCCCCCUUCCAUGGAGCUCUUGUCCUCCAAAUGAAAAUAGAACAGGGUCCAUUGAAGAGUGCCAGAGCAGCAAUACUGUGAAUUAUUUCUGGUACAGGAAAACGUUAAACAUUACAGCUGACAUCAAUGAGAGUGGGACCUUACAGUGGCGGCUGAUCAUGUGCUUAGUGGCUUGUUGGAUGAUUGUGUAUAUCUGCGUCAUCAGAGGUAUUGAGACCACAGGAAAGGCCAUUUAUUUUACUGCUCUCUUUCCUUACCUGGUCUUGACCAUCUUUCUUAUCCGAGGACUCACUCUACCUGGAGCUACUGAAGGAUUAAUUUACCUUUUUACACCUAAUAUGAGUAUUCUCCAGAAUCCCCAGGUAUGGCUUGAUGCAGCUACUCAGAUCUUUUUUUCCCUUUCGCUGGCUUUUGGAGGACACAUAGCAUUUUCAAGCUAUAAUCCACCCAAGAAUGAUUGUGAAAAGGAUGCUGUCACCAUAGCCGUAGUGAACAGCAUGACCUCCCUCUACGCUUCUGUAGCUGUUUUCUCUGUCCUGGGUUUCAAGGCAACAAAUGAUUACUGGGAUUGCCUGGACAGAAACAUCCUCAGCAUCAUCAACGAGUUUGAUUUUCCAGACCAAAGCAUCCAGAGGGAUGACUAUGCAGCCUGCUUCGCACACCUGAAUUCCACUCAGCCGGACAGGAUGGCGCAUCUCCAGCUGAGGAGCUGUCACCUGCAGGACUUUCUGGACAAGAGCGCCUCUGGUACUGGCCUGGCCUUUAUCGUCUUCACUGAGGCCAUCGUCCACAUGCCCGGCUCUCCUGGAUGGGCCGUGCUGUUCUUUGGAAUGCUCUUUUCCUUGGGUCUGACUUCCAUGUUUGGGAAUAUGGAAGGAGUGCUGACACCGAUCCUAGAUUUGCACAUUCUGCCCAGGUCAGUCCCCAAGGAAUUUAUAACAGGUGUGAUAUGCCUAGUCUGCUGCCUUUCUGCUCUUUGUUUCACACUACAAUCUGGCAGUUACUGGCUUGAAAUCUUUGACAAAUAUGCAGCUUCCUUGAACCUAUUAGUUUUUGCCUUCUUUGAAGUUAUUGGAGUAAUUUACGUUUAUGGAUUGAAAAGGUUCUGUGAUGACGUGGAAUGGAUGACGGGAAGACGACCCAACCUCUACUGGCAGAUGACAUGGAAAAUCAUCAGUCCUCUACUGCUACUGAUCAUCUUUGUAUCUUACAUCAUCUUAAUAACACAAAAGCAGCCAACGUAUGAAUCCUGGAACCCACAAUAUGAUGAUUUCCCAGUCAAGCAGGAGAAAUUCUACCCUGGCUGGGUGCAAGGCAUCUGCGUGAUGCUGUCACUACUUCCUUGCAUUUGGAUACCUGGAAUGGCACUUUUUCAGCUAAUCAACAGGAGGCAAGGAAAGGGGAAGAAUCCAUGGUCAGAACCUUAUAGUGACAAACCCUAUGAGCCUGUGCAGGACUAAAUGGGCGCUUCUAUGUAAAAGGACAAGGAAAUGGGGGAAGUCAUGUAAAAAAUUGUGAGUUUGGGCUGUCAGGGCUGUUCUGUCACUUGGACAAGGAGGGCAAUAUUUGCUGUCAGUAUAAAGAGUAGUUCAUUCAGUUGUUAUCAAUGACAACAUUCUUUCUCCUAGUCCCCGAACACUCCACUCUUCAGUUUUCCAUUACUUACUAGUCAAUAAGUAUAUUUCCCAUUUGGGUGUCAAUAAUAGAGUGCUGCCAUGACUGGAGUCAGGACGACUCAUUGUCCUGAAUUCAAAUCUUCCCUCAGAUAUUUGCUAAACAAGAAUAUAAAUCUUGUAACCAUGGAAAAAUAUUCUAAAUUAAUUAAUUUUUAAAAAUAAAAUGGAAACAUCAAAGUUAGCCUUGAAAUUUAAAAAAAAAAAAGUCAAGUCAUGAAUUCAGGACCAGAAGACUGUAUUUCUGGUCUUUGUUCAGCUACUAUUUAGUUAUGCGACUUUGUCCAAGACAUCUUGCCUCAUUUUUCUGAUCUAAAAAAUAAAAAGAUUAAACAAAGGGAACUUAAAAAAACAAGUCACUUAACCCUAUGCCUCAGUUUCCUCAUCUGUAAAAUGAGCUGGGAAAAGAAAUGACAAACCACUUUAGUAUCUUUGCCAAGAAAACUGAAAAUGGAGUUAUGAAGAGUGGGAGAUGACUGAACAAUGUACACCAGAGGAAAGCAUCCUGGCUAAUAGGAGAAAUGGACUCAGCCUAUUCCCAAUGUGUCACAAGAUGGACUAUUUCAAGUGCUGUCUGCUGUUCCAAGGACAAGAAUCAAGAACUUCCUAUCCAUACUGGCUGCCCACUCUCAUGCUCUCCUCUCCACCCACCCAGUCACUCACACAUCACUCAUGCCUACCUUGUUUUCUAUUCGUUUUACUAUGACUGGUUCCACCUCACUCCUGGUUCCUCCUUAUGAGCCGUCUACUUACCCUAUGUUCCAAAUUAAGCUCUCUCCCCUUUUCUGGAUCUACUUUAUAGGUCUGCAAUUACACCAGUAUACGCUCCAACAACAACAACAAAAUUGAAAAGAAAAUGUCUACUAAGAAGUUCAAUGGUGAGAAUGCCGCUGUGCUAAAUAUAUAAAUCAACAUAAUAUUUAAGGAUGACAAAAGGGCAACUAAGGAUCAGUCCUCUUGCUAAUCUUUAAGCCACUUCUCAUGAUUAAAUUUGAUUUAAGCAA